CAGCAAGCCAACCGCCCGCGCCAUCCCACACCUUGCAUGACGACGUAGUUGGUGUGUCUUGGUUUUUCUGCAGCAGCGAAAAAAACUUGUCUGCCUGCUUUCCUCCUCUUUCCUUUCGUCAUUCACCACUACUUCUACACAUCUACGCUUGCACCAUCGGCGAUUUCCCAUCCCUCGUCGCCUUGAGCAAGCUCCCCUCCAAUACACACUCCCUCCCCCUCUCGAUUUGCCCAGCAUGGGUAUCUCAAGACGUCCCAAGGACAAAGCCGCCAGGAACGCCCAGCAGGGAGCUUCGGGCGGCUCGGCCAAGCCCAAGAAAGCCACUUUUGAGGUCACCAAGAAGAAGGAGAUUGGCGUGUCCGACUUGACGCUUCUCAGCAAGGUUUCCAACGAUGCAAUCAACGACAACUUGAAAAAGAGAUUCGAAGGCGCCGAGAUCUAUACUUAUAUUGGCCAUGUGUUGGUGUCAGUCAACCCCUUCCGCGACCUGGGUAUCUACACCGAACAGGUUCUCGACAGCUACAGAGGCAAGAACAGACUGGAAAUGCCCCCUCAUGUCUUUGCUAUUGCCGAAUCCGCUUACUACAACAUGAAGGCGUACUCGGAUAACCAGUGUGUCAUCAUUUCUGGUGAGUCGGGAGCCGGUAAGACAGAGGCCGCCAAGCGCAUCAUGCAGUACAUUGCCAGUGUAUCUGGCGAGCAGUCGGGCGAUAUUAAGAAGAUCAAGGACAUGGUGUUGGCUACCAACCCUCUUCUGGAAUCUUUUGGUAACGCCAAGACGCUCCGUAACAACAACUCGUCGCGCUUCGGCAAGUAUCUUCAGAUUCACUUCAACCAGAACGGCGAGCCCGUCGGUGCCGACAUCACAAACUAUCUACUCGAAAAGUCGCGAGUCGUUGGCCAAAUCACAAACGAGCGAAACUUCCAUAUCUUCUACCAGUUUACCAAGGGUGCGUCGCGGCAGUACCAGGAGCUUUACGGCAUCCAGAAGCCCGAGACCUAUGUAUACACGAGCCGAUCCAAGUGCUUCGAUGUCGACGGCAUCGACGAUCUUGCCGAAUACCAAGAUACUCUAAACGCUAUGAAGAUUAUUGGCCUUAGCCAAACAGAACAAGAUGAGAUCUUCCGCAUGCUUGCUGCUGUUCUGUGGAUUGGUAACAUUCAGUUCCGCGAGGACGAUCAUGGCUACGCAGAGGUUGCGGACCGAUCUGUCGUCGAUUUUGUCGCGUAUCUGUUAGAGACAACUGCUGAAGAGGUAAUUCAUGGUAUUACUAUUCGUAUUCUUACCCCGCGAAACGGCGAAGUCAUCGAGUCCCCUGCGAACCCGGCGCAAGCUUCGGCCACCCGCGAUGCGUUGGCCAAGGCUAUCUACAACAACCUAUUCGACUGGAUCGUUGAGCGCAUCAACAAGUCCCUCAAGGCCAAGCAAGCGACGACCAACUCCAUUGGUAUUUUGGAUAUUUACGGUUUCGAGAUUUUCGAGAAGAACAGUUUCGAGCAGCUUUGCAUCAACUACGUCAACGAGAAACUGCAGCAGAUUUUCAUUCAGCUCACUCUCAAGACCGAGCAGGAAGAAUACGCCCGCGAAAAGAUUCAAUGGACACCUAUUCAGUACUUUGAUAACAAGGUUGUGUGCGACUUGAUUGAGCAAGUUCGACCUCCCGGUAUCUUCUCCGCCAUGAAGGAUGCGACAAAGACGGCACACGCCGAUCCUGCUGCUUGUGACCGAACCUUUAUGCAGAGCAUCAACGGCAUGCAGCACGCCCAUCUUACUCCUCGCCAGGGCAAUUUCAUUGUCAAGCAUUACGCUGGUGAUGUGUCGUACACUGUCGACGGCAUCACUGACAAGAACAAGGAUCAGCUGCUCAAGGGCCUGUUGAACCUCUUCCAGAAGAGCGGCAACAAGUUUAUUCACACUCUCUUCCCCAACCAGAUUGACCAGGAUAACAGAAAGCAGCCUCCAUCGGCAGGUGACCGUAUUCGAACUUCCGCAAACGCCUUGGUUGAUACUCUGAUGAAGUGCCAGCCCUCGUACAUCCGAACCAUCAAGCCUAACGAGAACAAGUCCCCAACUGAGUACAACGUGCCCAAUGUACUCCAUCAAAUCAAGUAUCUUGGUCUGCAGGAGAACGUGCGCAUUCGUCGUGCUGGUUUCGCGUACCGUCAAGCUUUUGACAAGUUUGUGGAUCGCUUCUUCCUUCUUUCUCCCGCCACCUCGUACGCUGGCGAGUACACUUGGCAGGGUUCGUAUGAAGAUGCUGUUCGUCAAAUUCUCAAGGAUACCAGUAUCCCCAAAGAAGAAUGGCAGCUUGGUGUCACCAAGGCAUUCAUCAAAGCUCCCGAGACGCUCUUUGCGCUUGAGCACAUGAGAGACAGAUACUGGCACAACAUGGCUACUCGUAUCCAGCGUAUGUGGAGAGCUUAUCUUGCUUACCGCGCUGAGUCUGCAACCAGAAUUCAGCGCGUGUGGAGGAAGAAGCGCACUGGUGCCGAGUACCUGCAGCUCCGUGACCACGGUCACCAGGUGCUCCAAGGCCGCAAGGAACGUCGCCGUAUGAGUUUACUUGGCUCUCGUCGCUUCCUCGGAGAUUACUUGGGAGUUAACGCUACUACUGGCCAUGGAUCCCAGAUUCGUCAAGCUGCUAACCUGGGUAGCAACGAGCGUGUUGUCUUUUCUUGCCGAGGUGAAAUCCUGGAAGCCAAGUUUGGUCGUUCUAGCAAGGCUAGCCCUCGUAUUUUUGUUGUAACCAACAACAAGUUCUAUAUCGUCGCUCAGAUGCUUGCCAACGGUCAACCGCAGAUCAUCAUUGAGCGCGCUAUCAACUUGGGAUCCAUUCAGUUCAUCGGAACCUCGACAGCCCGUGACGACUGGUUCUCUCUUGGCGUUGGCUCUCCCCAGGAAGCUGACCCUCUUCUGAACUGUGUAUUCAAGACGGAGCUUUUCACCCAAAUGCAGCGUGUCAUGCCCGGUGGAUUCAAUCUCAAGAUUGGUGACAUGAUCGACUACGCGAAGAAGCCUGGAAAGAUCCAGCAAGUCAAGGUCUUGAAGGAUUCGCAGCAACGCGAGGACUUCUACAAGAGUGGUUCUAUUCACACUCAACAGGGUGAACCUGCCAACUCUGUGUCGCGGCCUAUGCCCAAGGCUAAGCCUGUGCCUCCCAGACCCAUCACCAAGGGCAAGCUCAUCAGACCUGGUGGUCCCAAUGGCCGUCCCUCCAGAAUCACUGGCAACAGAACUGCCCAGCCUCGCCCUGGUGCGGCGUCCGCCACUCGACGUGCGGUGCCCCAACCUCCAUCUGUCAUCUCGGCUGCAGCGGCUACUCCCGUUGCUGCCGCUGCCGUAGUGCCCAGUGUUCUUCCGAGCCACACUAGAAACAACAGCGGCGCAGCUCGUGCUCCUCCUCCUCCCCCUCCCGCUGCACCACCUGCUAAGCCAAAGAUCAUGGCCAAGGUUCUCUACGACUUUGCAAGCAGCAAAGACAACGAGCUUACGGUCAGCGCCGGCGACUUGAUUGAAAUUGUACAAAAGGAGAACAAUGGUUGGUGGCUCGGUAAGAAUGCCAGUGGCCAAGCCUGGGUUCCGUCUGCGUACGUUGAGGAGCAAGCACCUCCUCCCGUUACUACCUCGCGACCUCCACCUCCACCUCCCGCAGCCAAAGCUAAGCCUGUUCCGCCAGCGAAGCGUCCUGCUGGCCGCAAGACUGCCGAUCUUGCCCAAAGAGAUUCUGGCAUGAGCCUCAACGCAGCAAGUGGUUCGGACGGUAGUCGUAGUACAACACCGACACCUAGCUUGGGUGGUUCGUUGGCCGACGCGCUGCUUGCUAGAAAGAACGCUAUGCAAAAGCGUGACGAUGAAGGCGACUGGUAGUUCUGCUUGUUUUGCAACGAUUUAUUGAUUACUAUGUUUUAAUGCGAAAUGAUACGUUGUUCAAUGGCGCGCUUGUUGUUUUUUAAAGUCAAGAGAAAAGAAAAAGCUAUCUUGUCGUAUAUAGACCAAUGAUUUCUUCAGACAGCAUCAAGAACAAGAUUAUAAGCUAAUUGAUUGUCGUCUCUCUAUUAAUGUUGAACUUUGACUCGUUCAUUUUGAAGAAUACACAUUCCGUACUCGUACACCCACCCGUAAAUGCUCACCGUAUCACAACGCCUCUAUUAUGCAAUGCUAAACACCGACUCCUCUUCCUCAUGGCCUUGCUGCCGCCUUCCUUCGUCUAAUCAAUUCUGCCAAUGGUACAUCCUCAUCAUGAGCUGUCGUAAUCCCCUCUACGCGAUCAUCACCAGGCAUACCGUCAUCUACAUCAACGCCAAAAUCGACCAACUUCUCGCCAUCUUCAUUUACCCAAUCCCCGUUCUCAUCGACAUCGCUCGGCAUACCAUAUUCAUCGUCCUCUUCUAGCUCUGCAACCAUCAUGUUCUUGCGGCGCUCAAUAUCUGCAGCCUGUCUCUUUCGAAAAGCUUCCUUGAACUGCUCAUCAUCAUCAUCAAGAGCACGCAGUUCCGCAUCAAAGUCCCGACGACCAGCAGGCCAUGUCCGGGCAGCGCGACGAAUCUUUUCAGGGUCAGGUGGCGGCCACAUGCCCUCUGUUCGAUUGAACCCAUUCUCUUCCCACUCCCAUCCUGUUCGCUUGCCAGAUUUGGAGGUUCCUAUCUUCGGAUUGCCCGCAAACGGGAACAGCCACAUGGGGAAGAAGCUGGUGCCCAUGGCCUGCGACAUGUUUUCGAAGAAGCCAAUAUCGUAUGGGAACUCGACUUUUUCAAAGCGAAACUUUUUGCCGUCAGGCCCAGUCACGUCCCACCAAUCCUUUCCGCCACGCUCGGCAAUGGCCUCGUGGCGGUCCGCCUCCCAGCCUUCAAUGGUGGUUUGGUUGAAUACCCAGUUCUUGGUGGUAGUCACCAGCAUGAUGCCGAGCAGCAGGCUAGUAAAGAAACACACAAGUCCACUAAUUGCUAGCGAUGCCAAUACAGGGAUUGAUGGCCCGAGAUAUGCGGGCAUGUGGCGCUCCUCCCAGAGGGCAUAGAAGCGCUGGAAGACGAGAUAGCAAAGAUACCAGAGCGCAAAGUUGGCGUAGCAGAGAAAGCGGUAGAAGUGGGGGAAAGUCGUCAUGGACACACAAUUCUUAGUCCACGGACAGUGGUGGUCCAUUUUCGGUACGCAUCGCUUGCAAUGGCGGCAGUGAUGCGCUCGGGGAGGCUUGGGGGCAUCGCACUUGUUGCACCAGCGACCCUCGACCUCGAUAAUCUUCUCGUCAAAGACAUAUCUUCCAGGAUCUGUCGUGACAGCCUUGUAGUACGUAUACCAUAGCAGGGCCAGCAGAGUAUUGAAUAUAUAUGUUUCUGAUGUUGACGGCGGGCCGGGCUGCAGAGUUUCGUUGCGGAAGAGGAUCUGGGGGAAGUAGCCUAGGAAUGUGAUUAAUGUGCAAACAGCAGGCACUGCAAUGACUUGGACGACGGCAGAUUCGUUGAAGCCGGCCAUGAUUGCGCGCCGUCGAUAUUUUUGUGUAUUUUAUCUGCGCGGUUGCAGAAUUGAGUGUGUGAAGCGGCCAAGUGGCAGGAGGCAGUGCGACGAAGCGUGACAAUGCGUGACGUCGUCGCCAGGCGGGCGCGCUGUGGAUCCCUGCUUUUUAAC
Messenger RNA from [Torrubiella] hemipterigena, 5623 nucleotides. The record is from the annotation of a GenBank genome assembly. NCBI's taxonomy places the organism in Eukaryota, Fungi, Ascomycota, Sordariomycetes, Hypocreales, Clavicipitaceae.